UCUCUGUAGCUGUUGUUGGGUAUGUUCCUCUGUUUCAUCUCAUAUAAGAGAAAGCAAAACGCAACAUAACUAAAGAGAAUUUGCAGAGCCUUCAGAUUUAGCAUUAUUCACAUUCAUUCUUCUUAUUCCUAUUCCUCUUUCUUCUCCUUCUUCUUAUUUCUUAUCCCACUCUUAUUCUAAACAAUGCGUGGUUGUUUAGAACCAUUAGAUUUGGGGAUUCAGAUCCCUUACCACUACAGGUGCCCAAUCUCACUUGAGCUCAUGCGUGACCCGGUAACGGUGUGUACCGGUCAAACCUACGACCGAUCCAGUAUCGAGUCGUGGGUUAACACCGGUAACACCACAUGCCCGGUCACGCGUGCGCCUCUAACCGAGUUCACACUAAUCCCAAAUCACACCCUCCGACGCCUCAUCCAAGAGUGGUGCGUCGCCAACCGCGCUUUCGGCGUGGAGCGAAUCCCCACUCCCAAACAGCCAGCAGAACCCGCUCUCGUCCGCUCCUUGCUCAACCAAAUAUCCUCCGCUUCAGCUUCAACUCACCACCGCCUCAACUCGCUCCGACGACUCAGACAACUCGCUCGUGACUCGGACUACAACCGCUCACUCAUUGCCUCCCACGACGUCCGCCGCAUCGUUCUCCGGAUCUUCGAUAACCGCUCCUCCGAUGAGCUGAGUCACGAAUCGCUCGCUCUACUCGUCAUGUUUCCCCUCGCCGAGUCAGAUUGCGCCGCCAUCGCCGCCGAUUUGGAUAAAAUUGGUUACCUCUCGGUUUUACUCUCUCAUCAAUCUCUCGACGUCCGAGUCAACUCAGCCGCGCUCAUCGAGAUGGUCGUCGCCGGGACUCACUCGGCUGACCUCCGAUCUCAGGUGAGCAGCGUCGAAGGAAUCCACGACGGCGUGGUGGAGAUUCUCCGAAGCCCGAUCUCGUACCCGCGCGCGCUCAAGGUCGGCGUAAAAGCUCUCUUCGCGCUGUGCCUGGUGAAGCAGUCACGGCAGAGAGCGGUUGCCGCCGGAGCGCCGGCGGUGCUAAUCGACCGUCUCGCGGACUUUGAAAAGUGCGAUGCGGAGAGGGCUUUGGCGACGGUGGAGCUCCUCUGCCGGGUUCCGGCGGGUUGUGCUGAGUUCGCCGGCCACGCGCUGACGGUGCCGAUGCUGGUGAAGAUAAUAUUGAAAAUAUCAGACCGUGCGACGGAGUACGCCGCCGGGGCGCUUCUUUCGCUGUGCUCGGAAUCGGAGCGGUUACAGAUGGAGGCGGUGGCGGCGGGGGUGCUGACUCAGCUUCUCCUCCUUGUGCAGAGCGAUUGCACGGAGAGAGCGAAGAGGAAGGCGCAACUGUUGCUGAAGCUUCUUCGGGAUUCGUGGCCGCAAGAUUCCAUCGGAAAUUCGGACGAUUUUGCGUGCAGCCAGCUUGUGGUGGUGCCUUUUUGAGUUUCACCCUCUCUUUUUUUUUUCUUGUAAUAAUUAAUUAAUCUCAAUUAUUUGUUAGUGGAAAAAUUAUUUAGAUUUCAGGAGGAAAAAAAAAAAUUUCAUCAACUGUGAAUUAAUUUGGAGCUUAGAAUUAAUUUCUGUAUUUAAUUUUUAUUUUGUAUGUAAGAAUUAAUAUUGUGAUGAGCAAGACAAAGUGUUUCAUCACAGGUUGUUGUAAUUUUGUAAAAUGGAAAAUAGAGCUAACUUUUUAUCUUGUUUUUUC
Lotus japonicus is the source of this 1690-nucleotide messenger RNA. RefSeq names its product U-box domain-containing protein 26-like. NCBI's taxonomy places the organism in Eukaryota, Viridiplantae, Streptophyta, Magnoliopsida, Fabales, Fabaceae. Gene Ontology annotation, biological process: protein ubiquitination. The transcript has a single exon. Gene Ontology annotation, molecular function: ubiquitin protein ligase activity. The record is from RefSeq and is a predicted model, not a curated record. The coding region runs from base 184 to 1428 and encodes 414 amino acids.